This is a messenger RNA of Sclerotinia trifoliorum, 2292 nucleotides long. The record is from the annotation of a GenBank genome assembly. NCBI's taxonomy places the organism in Eukaryota, Fungi, Ascomycota, Leotiomycetes, Helotiales, Sclerotiniaceae.
GGAUAGGACAGGAAAAUAAACAAUCACUUUUCAAUCAAAUCAAUCUUCAAAUCGCAUAACUUUUUUCUCUUCUCUUCUCAUCUUAACAAUUAAACUUCUGGUCUCUUAUUCUCUUCACUACCAUUUUCGCAUACAACUUCUACUAAAAUAAGUUCAGAUAUUAAAGUCGCAUCGCAUAAAAGUCGCGCGCAAUUGUUUCGCUGGAGAUGUGUAAGUGGAUUUUUGCUUUUGUUUUGGCUCUUUCAGCUCUAGGUUUAAAUCUAGUAUACGGUUCUGCUCCUACACGAUACCUCCCAGAUUAUCCAUCUUGAUCCUACGAAAACAAACAGAAUUAGACUAACAAAGCUAAAAACUCUACAGCGCAUCCAAUGGUUGUUCUACCCAGUAAUGGGAGUCGCCAUCUUCAUGGUAUCAAACGUGAGCAUGAUCACGAUCAUGUUUACGAAGCCAUUCCCAAAAACACAAACGGCAGUACCACCGACACUCAUACGCACCAGCACAAGAAAAAGAAGAAUCAUCAUCAUCAGCAUCGAGAUGCGCAGCAGAAUGGUGAAGGCGAAAAGAAGAAGAGGCAAAGGUCAAAACGCAAUUCUCGUGAAUCGCAGGAGGAAGAAGAUACAUUGAUGAGUGGAGGUCUAGGGGAGACAAGCGCGGAAUUGGGAGAACCAAUUUUACCUCCUGCGCGCGAUUCCCACCAGUCAACACCUACAAUGCACAAGGCCAUGAGGGAAAAGCAUCGAAAUGCAAGUGAAAGCAAAAAAAAGAAGAGCAAGUCCAAGGGUCCAAAGGCUGUACAUUUUGAAGGACUGAGCAAUGGUCAUACUCAAAAUGGUGGAGAGAAGGCGGAAGCUGAGGGAGCCAAGAUGAAUGGUGAUCCGGCUCAGCGCAGAACAUCGAUCUUACCCGUUCGAUCUCACAUUCCAAUCUUACCACAGACCUCCAGCCCGAUACUUCCUCCCAUACGUCCAAGAAGAUACUCCAGUAACGGACAGACACCCAUUCUCCCACCAGCCUCUCCAAGUCGUUUGAAUCUUCUCCGCGUUUCUCCCAUAGCUUCAACUCCAAUUUUACCACCAACUUCACCUUUCAGAAAGAGGCGUCGCUCUACUGGCAAUGCAUUUUCUCAACCACCACCAACCUUUUCGGUAGAGUCCCCUUCCUUGCAAGCUAGUCUGCCAGCGUCCAGCGAAUCAGCUGAGCCUAAGCGUAAGGAUGAUGAUUGGGAGUUUAGCACUGGAAAAAUUCGUGCAAUGGUCGGUAAUCCCAUGGAAAAGGAUGCACAACGUGAAGAGAGUAAGUCGAAUCACCUAAACCCAACAUUUGACUCCUGCUAAUAUGCUUCCGCCCACUCAGACAUCGCAUUCUCAUCCAACUAUAUCCGAUCGCCAAUGCGCCAAUCGCAAGGUAUCAAUGUAGCAGGCGUCAAUUUCAACACCAUCUAUCUUAAAAGCCGUGAAACUAUCGUCUUGAAGGACAAGAAUAAUGGACUUCAAGUUUGUUCAGUGGCUCAAGGUAGCAUAUGGGUGUCCCUUGGAACCGAAAAAUUUCGCAUAUCUAAAGGUGGCAUGUGGCGUGUUAGAGAAGGCGAGAAAUGCUCGGUCAAAAACCAAGACAGUCAGGAGUGUAUCCUACACAUGACUUCCAUUCCAAGUGCUUCUGCAUUGAUUUGAUUUUUUGUUGUCAGGGGAGAUAACAACUGCCUCAAGCGUUUACAGGGUCCUUGAUCACUAUUGAACCUGCCUGUCGUAGACCCAGCUGAUGGUUGAUUUUGCGUGCGAUGCUUCUGAUGGUUCCUUCAGGAUAUUAUCGCAGUUGCUAUUGGAACCAAUCGUCUUUUCUGAUACGGUAGCGUAGCUGCGCAUACUUUUCUCCCAUUGUUGGUACACGAGCAAAGGGUAGUCAGAAGCGCAUGCCUGGGAUGUACUGCAUACGGAAAGGAACUUACUUCAAUUGUAUCCGCAACGCAGGGAAGGAAGUUUGCUUAUUUAGGAAGGCUGGGGCUCGUGAUAUAGGAAUGCACAUACUAAAAUUCUACGUAAAUUCUCAUCGGCAGAGCAAAGAAACUUCCGUUUUGGGUGGCCAAUAUUUUCCGAGAUUCUCUUGACUCGGCCAAGAUUGAAAACUCGACUGAACUGAAUAUUCCAUGAAUAAUCAUCCGCUGCCCAGAAUGUCUCAUACUCCGUAAGGACAAACUAAUUUUCGUUGUGGCGUUCACUUAGUCAGAUGGGCAGCUGAAACCAAUCAAAAAUUCUCGUUUCGCGAAAUGAUCCUUCUGGGAAUCUGGGCCUAAGC